CGGCCUUCGACGGAGGCUCGGUUUGUCCUCGUCCACUGCUGCCGCUGCCGCUGCCGCCGCACCGGCGGAGAGGGCGCCAGGCAAUCGCCGUGGUAAGUCACUCAGCCAUUCACUCAGUCAGGCGAGCCAGAGUAUGCACACUGUUCACUCUCUCUCUCUCUCUCUGUGUGUGUGUGUGUGUGUGUGAUACAGAACAAACAGGAGUGCCUGGAGAGGGACCAUAGCCUCUGUUUGGUGCGAGAGAAGGACGUGUGGGUCGGUUUGGUGUGGUAUUGGCCAUGAAGGACGAGCGCGGCUGCAAGUGGGCUGUCAAGGUUCUGCACAAGGAUCAUGAUUGCGCUACACCAGUGAGUGGGUGGGGUGAGACACAACACACAAGGGACAAACGGGCGGAUGGACGGGUCAAUGGGUGUGUGCGUGUGUUGUGUGCAGAACGGCGAGUUUGUUAGGACUGGCAAUGACAUUUGGGUGGUCUACUGCGAGCGUCUUGAGCGCGGCCACCGACACAUCGUCAACAUCGCGGCCGUCUAUCACCUGUGUGGCCCCCAUGACGAGCGGAUUACCGCCUACAAGAUGGAAUGGAUUGACAGUACGGGCCAUACCCAUACACACAUUCGUGACUGGCUGGCUGCGAUAUGUUUCGUCAUUUUAUGCAUAUGUGGGUGGCCUCAGGUAUACUUUGUCAGUUUGACGGUUGUGCGGCAAGCACCCCCCCGGCUCCCACACAUCGCAGAUGGCGUUUUCGCGGCGCUCGAGCUCUUCCACCGGCUGCAUCUCGUGCAUGGAGAUAUCCACGUCAGUCAGUGGGCGACGGGGGGCACUCAUGCACAUACUCUCAAAGACAGACGUGUGUGUGGGGCGUGUGUGUGCAGGAGGCAACAUAGGCGUUCGUAGGAGCCGCAACGGCAGCUAUGAGGCGGUCCUGAUCGAUUUGGAUCGGCUGAGACUGGACCCAUCCACGCCGAAGAGGUCAGUGAUAUGGGAAACACGGACGCAGUGUACAUGAGUACAUGAGUGCGUUUGUGUGUCUCUGUGUGUGUGAAUGUAUGUGUAGGGUCCUAGGGUGAUGGACACGAGCAGAGAUUUCUGGUGUGCCGCAAGGCUCUUACGUGCAUGGAGAUAUCCACGUCAGUGAGUGGGCGAGCUCAGUGUGGAUAUGCCCAUGCACAUAC
Molecule: messenger RNA, 1172 nt
Organism: Vitrella brassicaformis
Lineage: Eukaryota; Vitrellaceae
Source: the annotation of a GenBank genome assembly